AUGGCAGCCACCACGGGCUCGGGAGUAAAAGUCCCUCGCAAUUUUCGACUGUUGGAAGAACUCGAAGAAGGCCAGAAAGGAGUAGGAGAUGGCACAGUUAGCUGGGGUCUAGAAGAUGACGAAGACAUGACACUUACAAGAUGGACAGGGAUGAUAAUUGGGCCUCCAAGAACAAUUUAUGAAAACCGGAUAUACACUUCCAGUAUUUCUUUGGAACACCAGACAAUCCCAGCAGUGGCCAACAGUAAAUUUCAUAUCUCCCGAGCUUUAAAGUUCAGGUUAUUUGAGCAUUCUAUGUUGCAGUGGCAGUUGUUGAGAAUUGGUAACUCCCUACUGUUGGGGUGCUUUAUGUAG
Messenger RNA from Chrysochloris asiatica (Cape golden mole), 354 nucleotides. RefSeq names its product ubiquitin-conjugating enzyme E2 variant 1-like. Bases 1 to 354 code for a protein of 117 amino acids. The transcript has 2 exons. The record is from RefSeq and is a predicted model, not a curated record. Lineage: Eukaryota; Metazoa; Chordata; Mammalia; Afrosoricida; Chrysochloridae.